UGUCGAGGUGGGUUGAUGAGUGUUCUGUACGAAGAAGAUGACGCGAUGGACAUGGUGUGGAGUGCAGAGUCAUCGCAAGAUGGGUCACCAAGCGAUGGCGACGACCUCGUUAGUGACGAGGGGGAUGCAGAAAAUAUCGACCCUUUCAUCGUGGACCACUCGUACCUCGGCGAGGAUUUGUCCGUUGCGGCACCGUCGUCGUCGGCUCACUUCACGCCAGGCAGCAUCGUGGUCAUGCCUCUCGUGUGGCUUCCUGACACGGUGAUUUUUCCAGGGGAGACGUUACCCCUGCGCAUGCUUGCCACGUCGACACUGCAGCUCAUGACGACACGACUGCGCAACGGGCAGGACACAUUUGCCUUGACCAAUGCCAAUAUGCCUCGCCAUGUGGGCACAGUGAUCCAAAUUGAGCGCAUGUACGAGUAUGGCGUGCACCACCUGUCGAUAGUCGGCCGCGGUCGCCAAAGGUUUGAGCUUGAAGAUCGCGUGUCGGUGCAUCAUACGAGAGGGCAGUAUAUGGAAGGCGUAUCAGCGCAUGUCCGAAUCCUUCCCGACUACCAUGCCAUCCCGUGCCCCCUUCCAUUGACCGCUCGUCGUUGCCAUUCGUCUCUAAAGCGGCGACGCCCAGCCCUUGUGGCAUAUUGGGGACCCCAUCAGUACAUGCAAUUCGACGGCCCCGCGCUCGUCCUUCAAGCCAAGUCGAUUUUGCUCCAGUCUGUGGAAUUCCACGCGUUUAUGGCUUCAUCGACAUCGACCGCGUCGUCGGCCGCCACGGCCGCCAUGUCAGCGCCAUCCGAUCCCACCCGCUUCUCGUACUGGCUCGCAGCUCAUCUCAACCUUGGACUGCCAGCUCGUCAGCGACUGUUGGCUACAUCCUCUGUGAUUGCGCGAUUGCGGUCGCUCAUUGCAUGGCUUCACCAGCAAUCCGCGGUGAUUCAGUGCGCUGGAUGCGCGACGACGUUGGCCAGCACGCGAUCGAUAUUCCUCAAGCACGACCCAGACCAUGGGGGCCCUGUAACCACAUUUGCAAACCCCAACGGCGACAUCCAUCAGAUUCUGACCAUGCUGUCGGUGGACCGAUCGAUGUUUCGUACGUAUGGUCACCCCACUCUCACGGACACGUGGUUCCCCGGCUACACGUGGCAGUGCAUUUCGUGCCGCCAUUGCUCCAAUUUUCUCGGAUGGCGAUAUGUCUCUACCGUCGACCAGGUGCAUCCGCACGUGUUUUUUGGACUCCUACGAAAUGCCAUUUCCUAACGAGAAUACCUUGAUUUUUUCCCCA
Molecule: messenger RNA, 1282 nt
Organism: Aphanomyces invadans
Lineage: Eukaryota; Oomycota; Saprolegniomycetes; Saprolegniales; Verrucalvaceae
Exons: 6
Coding region: 16-1257 (413 amino acids)
Source: RefSeq, a predicted model, not a curated record